Molecule: messenger RNA, 1222 nt
Organism: Pseudo-nitzschia multistriata
Lineage: Eukaryota; Bacillariophyta; Bacillariophyceae; Bacillariales; Bacillariaceae
Source: the annotation of a GenBank genome assembly
CCAUCUUUUACAAUUCAUGGUAUGCAAAACAACAGGAAACCACGCUGUAAUCUAUUGCUACCAUAAAAGCCAAAUCAUUGCCCAACACAUCAAUAUCGUAUCUUGAAAACAACAGCGAUCACGAAGCACAACACCAUGAAGAAACCCCCGACGCUGAACAUUUCCUGGGCGCUCUCUGCUGCGCUUUGCUUCUGGUUCCUCUUCCUCCACGCACCGGUCUUCCUCUUCCGCAAGGAUCACAUCGAACCCCUCCUCUACGCGCACCUAGUGGGGGUGUACGCAGUCUACCUGGCCUGCGUCCACAAUGCGAUCAUCACGCCUUCGCUGUUCGGCGGUGCGGCCAAGCCCUUUCACGUCUGGGGGGGCCGCAUCGGCCUGGUGUUCGGCGUCGUUGGAUUCGUUCUGGGAUUCUACCUGACCUGGUUUGUCUAUGAUCCAAUGGAGGACUCCACCUUUAGCAUCGCCAUCACGAUCGGGGGAUUGUCCCAGAUGCAGGCCGAGUUCUGCGGCUACCGCUCGAUCCAGCGGUACAAGGCCACCAAGCUCCUAAUCGAGCAAGGCGGCUACGACAGCGGCGACGGUGGGACCAGGGAGAAAUUGUUUGCCCUGGAGGACGAGCUGGACAGGCAUCUGACCGACCACGUCAAGUGGAUGCUGAAUCUUUUCGUCAUGGCGUGCGGCAUCCCCGCAAUAAUACGGCUCGCGGAGAUGAUCGGCACUGCCUCUAUCUUCCCGCUCAUUGCAACGACGUAUUGCCUCGGGCUCGGCAUGGAGAGGCCGAUCAGGGCUCGGAUCCAACGAAAGCGUGCCAUGGAGCGGGGCCUGGACUACGGCGAGGAAGCAGAACUGGCGGCAGCGAACAAAUAAUACCAUCCGGUGCGGUGCCCGGUUUUGGGCACAAGCACAGCCGUGCCAUCCAUGCUUUGAAGGAUGGCGCCACACUUGUUGUUAUUUUUGGUUUGUGAAUACAACUGUCGCCUAAAACACACGCAUUGUAACUAUCAAGAAGUCUGUGUUCCCCUCAACAAUAUACGGUUUUUGCUAUUCUGUUCGAAGGUAUUCGUUUCCCUGUCGCGCGAAGGACUCGUGGCACUGUGACACGAUACUGCUACGCCACGACCAACUAUUGUAGAAAUAGCACCUUUGCUUUGAGCGAAGGAAAGCAUGGCGUAAGAACUAUAGUUUUUGUACCAACAUAUCAUAUUAAAAAAACAAACCCCGU